UUGUAUUAUGAAUUGGAAAUUCAAGUCUAGUCUAUUAUCUAAUCGCUCACUGUUCAUGUAAAUACUCUAGCCAAGUUGUUCUGUCAUUGGAAUCAUGGUCCUCGGUGGUAUCUCAGUCCCAACACCAACACUCCCUAUCCCAAGCACGCCCAUGACUGGAGAACAUGAGUACUCUUGAUCCUUCAACUCAUGAGAUACCGUCCCCCAACACCGUCCAGUUCGUCGACCAUCUGGUCUCGCAGCUUCAAGACUACACCACGGCCACCACCACUGACCCCGAUGGGAAUGACUACUCUGGCUCCUUACGACACCCACGUCUUGUGCAAAAUGCGUCUGCUUUCCCGCGUGCUCUCGCAUCUCGUAUGCCUCAAGUGAAACAGCUGAUGCUAACCCUCCACUGCCUCUUUCCCAAUGAACUCCUUCUUGCGCUGGAUAUUCUGGACCGGGGUCUGGUGAGACGAUAUCAGGUUGAACAUCAGCAUCAACAUCAACAAGACUGUCAUCGUCAUCAGGCUGUAAAUGAAACAGCGACAGACUCGGAGUCUCCUGAUAAUGCCCUACACGAUAGACAGGAGGCCCAAAGCCCAGGGAAUACACCACUCUCAGACGGUGUCUUCUUCGUGAUCUCCACCUCCUCCCCCGGACCGUCACUCACACCCGACACAAGGUCUCGUGUCCCGUGCACGGGACAAAAAGGCUACGAAGUCCGACUGCAUGCAUGGAACUGCAGCUGCCCGAUCUUCGCCCUAGCAGCGUAUCGUGACCCAGGGCCUGAGGACACCCACUCUCACCUGCCCCCGUCGCCAACAACAGCACCAACGCACCAGUCCAACAGCAGCAGACCGUGCUCAUUCGGCGGCGCCUUGACACACGGCGCGACGAAACUGACACCGCCCGUCUGCAAACACCUUCUGGCUUGUUUUUUGGCUGCGCGUUGUCCGGGGGUUUUUGACGGCGAGGUUUCUUCUGCGUCGUCGGUUACCGUUCUUACGGAGGAUGAACUGGCUUGUUGGUGUGCGGGCUGGGGGGAGUGACUCUUUUUGCUGUGGGUUUCCGGUUGAGGAUGCAUUCGUUGUCAUUCCUACUCAUAAUCAUACAUAUGUUUUAAAAUGAU
This is a messenger RNA of Aspergillus campestris IBT 28561, 1114 nucleotides long. RefSeq lists its product as uncharacterized. Gene Ontology annotation, molecular function: zinc ion binding. Bases 165 to 1034 code for a protein of 289 amino acids. NCBI's taxonomy places the organism in Eukaryota, Fungi, Ascomycota, Eurotiomycetes, Eurotiales, Aspergillaceae. The transcript is spliced from 2 exons. The record is from RefSeq and is a predicted model, not a curated record.